Messenger RNA from Neopelma chrysocephalum (saffron-crested tyrant-manakin), 473 nucleotides. Its product is annotated as E3 ubiquitin-protein ligase HUWE1-like. The annotation marks the transcript as partial. The record is from RefSeq and is a predicted model, not a curated record. NCBI's taxonomy places the organism in Eukaryota, Metazoa, Chordata, Aves, Passeriformes, Pipridae. The transcript is spliced from 3 exons.
AGGAGGCCGCGUGCCGCAAGGAGGAGGAGGAGCGGCGGGCGCGGGAGCGGCAGGAGGAGGAGGAGGCCAAGUGCCUGGAGAAGUUCGAGGGGGCCGAGCCGCUGGAGCCGGCAGAGCUCGGGGCCUUCACCGACUCGAUGCUGCCGGGCUGCUCCCGCCUGCUGGAUGAGCUGCCCGACACCGUGUACCGCGUCUGCGACCUGCUCAUGACGGCCGUGCGCAGGAACGGGCCCGCCUACAGGGACAGCGUGCUCAAGCAGGUGGUGCAGCAGGUGUGGGAGGCGGCCGAUGUUCUCAUCAAGGCGGCCGUGCCGCUCACCACCAGCGACACCAAGACGGUCUCGGAGUGGAUCAGCCAAAUGGCCACGUUGCCCCAGGCCUCCAACCUGGCCACGCGCAUCCUGCUGCUCACCCUGCUCUUUGAGGAGAUGAAGCUUCCCCAUGCUGGGGCGGUGGAGUCCAGUUGUGUGCUG